AUCGCAUUUCAUAUUUUUUAGUGAUGGAUCAAUAAUCUCUACUUUGAAGUCUAUCAUUUCUAUAAAUGAGAGAUAUUUACCAUAAUAUUUUUAUAUUGAUCUUUAACGAAUAAUCUUGAUUUAAAAUCUAGUUUCUAAUUUUUAAUAGGUUAAAAUAAAAAAUAUCAAUAUUAAUUUAAUAAAUAUUGUAGUUAUUUUUAACUCAAAAUACAAAUAAUAUUAUCUGAUAUAAAUUUAUAUAUAUAUGUAUAUCAGAUAAUUAACCUUGCAAAUAUGAAUACACAAGAAAUAACAAUUCCAGUACCAUGGGGACAUAUUUCAGCUAAAACUUGGGGUAAUACCAUGGCUACUAGAGUUCUUUGUGUCCAUGGCAAACAAGAUAAUUGUGGAACAUUUGAUAGACUUAUUCCUUUACUGCCACCUGGCUUCUAUUUUGUAUGCAUUGAUCUUCCAGGACACGGAAAAUCUUCUCAUUAUGCUCCUGGAUUUCGAAUAACAUUGGAAACUUUUACCAUUGCUAUUAAGCAUGUAAUCGAUUUUUUAAAAUGGAAAAAAUUUAAAUGUAUUGGUCACAGUUUGGGUGGUAUGAUUUGUAGUUUAUUUGCUGCGAUUUAUCCAGAAUAUCUAGAACAUUUAGUUAUGAUUGAUAGUGCAGGACCUGCUAUUGUUCAUCCUGAUGAAACGGUCAUAUAUUUAAGGAAACUUUGUGAUGACUUGUUAACAAUAGAAAAAAAAAUGUCUAAUCAAUCACCACCAUCAUAUACUUACGAACAAGCAUUAAAUUUAAUAUUAACAAAAAGGCCAUCUAAACUAACACAAAAAUCUGCUGAAAUACUAAUAAAACGUUCAUUACAAAUGAAUGCCGAUAAAAAGUAUUCAUUUUCAACAGAUCAAAGAAUGAAAGUAUAUAAUGAUUUGAUAUUAUCUCCAAUGCAGCAAUUGAUCUUUGUUCAAAACAUUAAAUGUCCAUUAUUAUACAUUUGGGUAACUGACAAUCCUGAACAAAAAACUUCCAGAGUUAAACUAGUAAGAAAAAUGUAUAAAAGCAUUUCCAAUGCACAAGUUGUAAAGAUAAAUGGAAAUCAUGAUGUGCAUUUAAACCAUCCAGAUCGAAUUGCUAAUCUAAUAGAAGCAUUUUUAACUGCAGAAAAUUCUAAGCUGUAACCAUUUGUGAACAUUUAAAUAUAAAUACAAAAGUUUAUGGAAAUGAAACUAACCCUGCUGUUCUUUGUGUUCAUGGAAUUCAAGAUAACUGUGAUACUUUUUUUAAACUCAUGCCUUUAUUACCAACA
Messenger RNA from Daktulosphaira vitifoliae (grape phylloxera), 1292 nucleotides. Its product is annotated as serine hydrolase-like protein. Lineage: Eukaryota; Metazoa; Arthropoda; Insecta; Hemiptera; Phylloxeridae. Bases 274 to 1164 code for a protein of 296 amino acids. The transcript is spliced from 3 exons. The record is from RefSeq and is a predicted model, not a curated record.